CUCAAGAGGGAAAAUAGUUUAUGUGUAAUUUCCCCGUAGACUUCUUGAGAGCUUGGUGUAUCUACUCUACUCUUUCCUCUAUAGUUUUCUUUAAAGAGAGUGAGAAUUAAGAAGAGAAAAAAACCGAGAAAAUUUUGUGAAUCCAAAAAGACGUUGUUGUAUGGCGUCAAAUUGUUUGUCAAAGUCAAGAAAGGAAAAGGGCUUUCCACCAAAUUUCUGUUGAGGUUGCUGGUAUUUUCUCUAGAGUUUACAACGCAGUAUUCUGUCAAGAGUGAGUAAAGAAGGGAGAAAAAUCAGCUCCUUAUCAAACAUUUUGACAGAAGCAGUUCUUUCUUUGAAACAAUUACCUAAUCGAACGGAAAAAACUUCCUUCAUAUAACUGCAGUAACACCCUCAUAGUGCUGUAAGUUUAUUUUCUGAACAAUCUUUGAUUUCGUAAAUUUUUAACUUUUGUGUAGUUUAAUUAAGAGUGAAACAUUAUAUAUUUAUUUUAAACAAGCUAGCUGAUAAUGUAUGUUAGAUUUACAGGAUAUAAAUUAGUGGUUUCUUUUUUAACUUAUUUUUUCUUUUCUGGAAAUUGAAAAUUCAUAUUUUCGGUGAUGUUUGAGUGUUGACUUAUAGUGACGGAUUGGCAAGUUUCGAGUUUUGGAUUGGUUAAAAUUGUUGUGCAACAAGGUUUAGAGUUGUUGCCACGGAGUUUUUUCGGCGACCCAAGUGGUUUUGAAGCGAUUUCGACUCACGAUGUAGGCGGUUGAGUCGCAAGAUUUGACUUGGUUCAUCGUUGAGGUUGUUUAAGAGAGGGUUAACGUUUGCUAUUUCCAUUUCUGAAGGUUCUAAUAGAGGAUGAAAUUGUUUGCAUAUACAAUAUAAACAAACUUGUAAACUCAUCAUGCAAACAGCCUCUUCAUCAAAAUCUCCUUCGCAUCGUUGGAAAUAUGAUGUCUUUCUAAGCUUUAGAGGUGAAGACACAAGGAAGAACUUUAUAGAUCAUUUGUGUACUGCUUUCAAUCAGAAAGGAUUGCGUGUUUUUAGGGAUGACAAAGAACUUGAGAAAGGAAAACCCAUUUCACCAGAGCUCAAUCAUGCAAUUAAAGAAUCAAGAUUUGUGAUUGUUGUUUUCUCAAGACAAUAUGCUUCUUCCACAUGGUGUUUAGAUGAACUUGUUCAAAUUGUUCGUUGCAAGAAUAUAAAAUUUUUUCCAGUUUUUUAUAACGGGGAUCCUUCCGUGGCUACAAAACAAAAAGGAGAGUUUGAAAAAGCCUUUGUCAGACAUGAAGAAACUUUUAGAGAAGAUACUAGAAAGGUGCAAACUUGGAGAAAUGCUUUGACAAAGGUGGCCAAUCACUCUGGAUUCGACUUAAAUGAUGGGUAUGAGUCACAAUUUAUUCAAAAAAUUGUGAGGGAAAUAUCAAGCAAAUUAUGUUUUUCAAAAUACACAAGUGUCGAGAACCUAGUAGGCAUAGAUUCACGAUUGGAGGAACUAAAGAAAUUUAUAAGUCCUGAGUCACACGAUGUUCGUAUGAUUGGGAUUUGUGGCAUGGGAGGAAUAGGUAAGACAACAAUUGCUAGAGUUGUCUAUAACUUUUUUUCUGAUAAAUUUGAAGGUAGUAGUUUUUUGGCUAAUGUUACAGAAAUUUUUUAAAAAGAUGGUCUAGUUUCUUUGCAAAAGAUGCUUCUCUCACAAAUUCUGGGUAUGGGAAAAGAUGACAUCAACAUAUACAAUGUCUUUGAUGGAACAAGCAUGAUAAGAAGGAGGCUAUCGUGUAAGAAGGUUCUUAUUGUUAUAGAUGAUGUAAACAAUCCAGAGCAAUUAGAAAAAUUAGCUAGCAAGCGUGAUUGGUUUGGAAUGGGCAGUAGGAUCAUAAUAACAUCAAGAACCAAAAGUUUGUUGACGUGCCAUGGAGUAGAUGGAGUUUAUGAGGUUGAGAAAUUAAAUCAUACUGAAGCCGGCCAAUUAUUCAUUUCAAAAGCCUUUAAGAAACAUCAAUAUUUAGAAAGUUUUAGAGAGCUAUCCAAAUGUGUUGUACUGUAUGCUAGUGGUCUUCCAUUAGCUCUUAAAGUUUUGGGCUACUUUUUGUAUGGAAGAGAAGUUCAUAUAUGGGAAGAUGCAUUGCAAAGACUAAAAAGAGAUUGUAAGAAAGAAAUACUAGAUGUACUUCAAAUAAGCUUUGAUGGGCUAGAAGAAUUAGAGAAAAACAUAUUUCUUGAUAUAGCAUGUUUCUUUAAAGGAAUGGAUAGAUAUUAUGUGACAAGAAUUCUUGAAAGUUGUGGUUUUUUUCCAAAUAUUGGAAUAGAUAUUCUAAUCGAUAAAUCGCUCAUAAUUAUUUUACAUGACAAUACAUUGUGGAUGCAUGAUUUGUUACAACAAAUGGGUCAACAAAUUGUUAAGAGAGAGUGUCCCGAAGAGCCUGGAAAAUGCAGUAGAUUGUGGAUGAAAGCAGACAUUCAUCAUGUAUUGACAGAAACACAAAGGCCUUGAUUAUCUUUUCAACAACUUACGUUUACUUGAUUGGGAAGGAUAUCCUUUAAAAUCCUUACCACCAAAUUUGCAAUUGGACAAAAUUAUUGAGCUGAAAAUGGAUCAGAGCCGCAUUGAACAAUUGCAGCAGAGAAUAAAAGUAAGAUUAAUUCAA
Messenger RNA from Pistacia vera, 2633 nucleotides. RefSeq names its product TMV resistance protein N-like. The coding region runs from base 1670 to 2479 and encodes 269 amino acids. The transcript has 4 exons. Gene Ontology annotation, biological process: defense response. The record is from RefSeq and is a predicted model, not a curated record. Gene Ontology annotation, molecular function: ADP binding. Lineage: Eukaryota; Viridiplantae; Streptophyta; Magnoliopsida; Sapindales; Anacardiaceae.